AUGACGACUGAAAAUAAAACUGACGAAUACAUUAAACUCCGCGUAGUUGGGCAAGACAAUAGUGAAGUUCAUUUCAAAGUCAAAAUGACGACCGGUAUGGGUAAAUUGAAAAAGUCGUAUGCUGAAAGACAAGGCGUCGGUGUAGCAACGUUAAGAUUUCUUUUCGAUGGUAAACGUAUCAAUGAUGACGAAACGCCUAAACAACUCGAAAUGGAAGACAAUGACACAAUCGAAGUUUAUCAAGAACAAGUCGGAGGAUGCUCUUGA
Adineta ricciae is the source of this 267-nucleotide messenger RNA. Lineage: Eukaryota; Metazoa; Rotifera; Eurotatoria; Adinetida; Adinetidae. The record is from the annotation of a GenBank genome assembly.